AUGGGCAAAGAUUUGGAAAGCCAAGUGAAUAGUGAUAUUACGAAGUGUGUAUAUUUUUGUUUGCAAUUUGACGAGUCAACCGAUAUGGCUGAUACCGCCCAGUUGUGUAUUUUCAUUCGGAUGGUAUUUUCUGAUAUGUCGUGUAGAGAUUUGUUAACAAUGUUGCCUCUGAAAGAAAAAACUCGCAGAGAAGAUAUAUACAACGUUUUUAUAAAUUUUGUGAAACAAUACGAGAUACCGAUUUACAAACUAAUGUGUAUUACAACAGAUGGUGCACCAUCCAUGACUGGCGUUAACAAUGGAUUUGUUGCAUUAUGUCGAGCUAACGAUGACUUUCCAUCGUUUUUUUCAUUUCAUUGCAUCAUUCACCAGCAAGUUUUGUGCUCCAAAAUUUUAAAUAUGGACGACAUUAUGAAGAUGACAACAAAAAUUGUGAAUUCUAAAGCACAAUUGGAAGCUAGCGACUCUGUGGAACACACUGAUUUACUUCUGCAUACAGAUGUGAGGUGGUUGAGCCGUGGAAAAUUUUUAGAUAGGUUCCAGGAGUUACUUUCCGAAAUAAUUUCUUUUCUAGAGAAACGAGGGGACGACACUCAUCUACUUCAGAAUGAAAAAUAG
Molecule: messenger RNA, 618 nt
Organism: Diabrotica virgifera virgifera (western corn rootworm)
Lineage: Eukaryota; Metazoa; Arthropoda; Insecta; Coleoptera; Chrysomelidae
Product: protein FAM200A-like
Exons: 1
Coding region: 1-618 (205 amino acids)
Source: RefSeq, a predicted model, not a curated record